CACAGCGGCUCAUGCUGCGAGGCCCUGUUGUGCUGGGACAGAAGGUGACUUCUGGCGAGCUAAGCGGUGUUCACUGUAGUCUCACCGGGAACCGUCGGUGUUUGUGCGGAGAACCGGACAUGUCCUCCUGGGGAAGGGCCUUGGGGCUCGCUCGAACUGGCUCCCGGCUCCUAACGCGCGGUCCGCAGAGUAGGAUCACCGUUCGGAACGGCGGCGGAGCUCGGUACAGAGAGUUUCCUCACAUCACCAAGAGGCAGCUGUUCGAGGCGGAGUUCAUCAGCAGCGCCAUGUGGUUCUGGGUCCUGUGGCACUGCUGGCACGACUCGGACGCGGUGCUGGGUCACUUCCCCUGGCCGGACGCGUCCCAGUGGACGGACGAGGAGCUGGGAAUCCCACCCGAUGAUGAGGAGUGAGGUCGGCAGCUGCUGGACCUCACUCUGGACGUUAUUGUACAUAAGUUAAUAAACAGUGGAUGUUCA
This is a messenger RNA of Synchiropus splendidus (mandarinfish), 479 nucleotides long. RefSeq names its product NADH:ubiquinone oxidoreductase subunit B2 (gene ndufb2). Bases 12 to 413 code for a protein of 133 amino acids. Lineage: Eukaryota; Metazoa; Chordata; Actinopteri; Syngnathiformes; Callionymidae. The transcript is spliced from 4 exons. The record is from RefSeq and is a predicted model, not a curated record. Gene Ontology annotation, cellular component: mitochondrial inner membrane.